AUACCAUCCCUUCAAGCCUAUCAGCAUCACCAUCCGAGUUUGACCCAGGUGGUUACUAUACUUUGUGCACCAAUUACCUUUGCUUGAGCACUCUUUACAGAGUUAAAAAAUCGUGUUCCGGAACCACGUCAAUCCAACACCACUGACCUUAUAAUAAAGUUUCGAAAUGAUCUCCAAAAUUUUCCUUGCCUACAUUUUGAUGGCUCUUGGUGCAGUCCCAGCUUCCUUGGUAGUGGCGAACCACACCGCUGCCGCUGAUACUGAAGUUCCGGGAACCCUUGCCCAUUCAACCAAUGCCACAUCAUCCCCAAACGUCCCGAAUGCUGCCCAUGCGGCCACGUCUCCAACUUCUACGACAAGCGAAAAUACGCCCGCGAGUUCGCGACACUCUCCCGAAGGAGAGACUACCAACGGCGUAACUUCAGUUGCUUCUGAUCAUGCCGCAGAACAUCAUGCGGAAUUGCCACCCAGUACGAUUUGCCAUUCGAAACACAAAUCCCAUGGCGUCGAAUCUCAUCAUUGUCGCAAGGCCUUGGACAAAGUCGCUUUUGCAGCGAACCAAACGCUUGAUAAGUUUUCGGGUCUUAUUUUUGCAAAUUACAAGACGUGUAAUGUUCAUAUCCACAAGCCCAUGAAUGCAACUCUACAAAAGGCCCAACUGAGCUUGAUGGUUGAAACUCUGACGACUGCCUGCCACUCCGUGGGAGGUGUGCUUUCACAAUCUUCGAAGUUUGCCAUGCGAAUUGAGCGCAGCACAAAAGAAAACGUGCACGAAGUCAACAAGUCGAUUUGCAAGAAAGAGAAAUGCCCCCUGACCCAAAGUGAUUGCUUGAGCGCUUUCUACCAACUUCCUACAAAUGCCAAGGGUGUCUUCGUGAAUGGAAAGGGAAAGAACCCGUUUGCUCGUGUGACCAGCGGAAACUGUACAGUCACCGCGUCGACUACCGAUCUGUCUGCUUUCACCAUUCCCCGUCAAUUUGUCUUGCCUACCAUGAAGAAGCUCCUCAACGAGUGUGAUGAACACCCCGGCAAGAUUUACUUCGGCGGCGGCACGAAAGGCUACAACGGUGAUAUCUGGCUCUCGGCUCGUCCAGCCAACAAGGACCUCUGCAAUUAGUCUCCUUCCGAAAACCAUCCUUCUUUUUUUUUUUUUUUGGAUGGCCCAAAUGUAGCUAGCUGAUUCUGCAGUUCUGUGCCAGCGGAAAAACCAUGUUCUUCAGUGUUCUCUUCUUCAGCUUCACGAUUUUCUCUAUUUUUAUUUCAAACAUCCAUGAUAUAUCUCCAACUUCAUUCUCAAACUUUGCCCUAAACGAUAACAUGUCCAACCACAUAGAUUACCCCGCAAUGAAUCUGCUGAACAUCGUUUUUUUUUAUCUAUUUCACUCUUAUAUAUUUGUAUCGUACACUCAAGAAAUCCAAAAUUUAUUAUC
Puccinia graminis f. sp. tritici CRL 75-36-700-3 is the source of this 1430-nucleotide messenger RNA. RefSeq lists its product as uncharacterized. The record is from RefSeq and is a predicted model, not a curated record. The transcript has 9 exons. Bases 167 to 1117 code for a protein of 316 amino acids. Lineage: Eukaryota; Fungi; Basidiomycota; Pucciniomycetes; Pucciniales; Pucciniaceae.